Molecule: messenger RNA, 442 nt
Organism: Closterium sp. Yama58-4
Lineage: Eukaryota; Viridiplantae; Streptophyta; Zygnematophyceae; Desmidiales; Closteriaceae
Source: the annotation of a GenBank genome assembly
AUGCACCGAAUGAUGGACGAGUGGAGGGAGGGACAGGAGCGGAGGAUGGGGCAGGAGGGGAGGGAGGAGGACAGGCGGGACAGAAAACCUGAGCUGGUAACGAGGGGUUUGGAGGGGCAAGGUGGCCGGUCGUUUGAGUCAACUCUUGAGUCGGCUCAAAGGUUGGAGGGUCAAGGUAGCCGGUCUUUUCCUGAGUUUUUAAAGCCGCACCAGCUGUGGGAUUUGGAUCCAUCUGAUACUGAGCUUUCAGGGCCGGAAGUGCCUGGGUCAUCUUGUGAUGGUGGUGGUGUUACUGCUGAGGGUGCUGGCACAGCCACAGACCCGUUUGACUUCCUUGACAAGCCGGUUGUUAAGUCGAGAUUAGCGCUUCUUAAGGAGAAGAAGAAGAAGGAAGUUGGGUUCAAGACUCCUCAAAAGGAGAAGAAAAAAGGGGUUGCGGGUU